CCCCUGCCCCCCCAUAGAUUGGCUCCCAUCAGUAUAUAUGAAACCUCUUCCCUUGAGCUCAGACACUGGAGAGCUCCCAGGGCCACUCAUUCUGACAGUUUCACUGAGAAACUGAACAUUCUCAGGGAAGCACUGUGGGAUAGCAGCAGUACCUUGUGGGAUUUCUGGGCAGUUCUUUAAAGAGCUGGCAGAGCCAUGCUGGGUCCUCAGCUCCUGGUUUUGGGUUGCUUGGUGUGGGGGGCUCUAGGCAGGACAGCCAGUCUCAGAAGGGCUAAUGACAAGAAUGGCAGAUGCCUCUACACUUUUACCGUGCCCAGCCCCACUGAGUCUAGCUGUCCAGGAUCUACUGAAGCCAAUUCAGCCAUCCAGGAGCUCCAGAGAGUUAGCAGUGCCCAGAGGUCAGAGUUAGAAGCUGCAAAGAGCCGGCUCAGUGCCCUGGAGACCCUCGUGAGGCAACUGGGAGGGGAUGUCAUCACUCCAAGUCUCAUGCCUCCAGCAGUAGAGGACAUGCAAAGAGAACUGGAUAACCUGAGGAGAGAGAAAAGCAGCCUGGAGCAAGACUAUAACAAUUUCCUCCAGGAAAAAGCUUCCCUGGAGAAGGAGAAAAGGCAGCUGGAGAAUGAGAAUCGAAACCUGGCCAGGAGGCUGGCGAGCAACCGCCAGGAGAUGGAGAUGCUAAGAUUAGGCCAAUGUCCUCAGAUCAAAGAAACAGCAGCCGAUGUUCCCCAAGGUUCCAAGGAAGUUUCUAAAUGGGGUGUGCAGAAGCUAGACUACCAAGAACUGAAGUCUGAAUUAACUGAAGUUCCUGCUUCACACAUCUUCAAAGAGAGUUUGACUAAUCAUUCUGGUAAUAAGGAUGUGGGCGAUGGUUGUGGAGAACUUGUCUGGGUGGGCGAGCCAAUCGCCUUAAGAAAGGCAGAGACGAUUGCUGGCAAGUAUGGCGUCUGGAUGAGAGACCCUGAGCCCGUGUACCCCUACACCAGGGAGACCACCUGGAGAGUUGACACAGUUGGCACCGAUAUUCGUCAGGUCUUUGAGUACGACCAGAUCGUCCAGUUCACACAGGGGUAUCCUUCCAAAGUUCACAUUCUGCCGGUACCAAUGGAGAGCACUGGGGCGGUAGUUUACCGUGGAGCCCUCUAUUAUCAGAAACACACAUCUAGAACUGUGAUUAGGUAUGAACUCAAGUCUGAAAGUGUGAAGGCUCAAAGGGAUAUUCCCAAUGCUGGUUACCAUGGACAGUUCCCUUAUUCUUGGGGUGGCUAUACCGACAUUGACUUGGCGGUAGAUGAGUCAGGACUCUGGGUCAUCUAUAGCACAGAAGCAGCGAAGGGAGCCAUUGUCCUUUCCAAAGUGAAUCCGGAGACCCUGGAACUCGAGCAAAGCUGGGAGACCAACAUUCGAAAACAGUCAGUGGCCAACGCCUUCAUAAUCUGCGGCACGCUGUACACCGUCAGCAGCUAUUCAGCAGCUGAUGCCACCAUUAACCUGGCGUAUGAUACCAGUGCCGGGAGCAGCAAGGCCCUGAGCAUCCCAUUCAAGAACCAGUUUCAGUAUAGCAGCAUGGUUGAUUACAAUCCUGCUGAAAAGAAGAUCUUCUCGUGGGAUAAUUUCAAUAUGAUGCUGUAUGACAUCAGGCUUUCUCAGAUGUGAAACGCUCCAGAGCUAUCCCAGGAAUGAGAGGAAGAUGUAGUCCUCGGUACUAACUAGGAACUCAAGGACAAGGGAGAAGGCAGAGGGAAGAGCAAGCUUUCCCCCUGCCCGCGCUGGGAUUUUUUGUGCUUUCCUUGUCUGCGCAAACUCAGAAGAAUUCAUCUUUUCAUAGCACUUGGCUCUGAAAGAAUAACUUUCUUUUUUUUGGAGUGGAGAGGGAGUGGAGAACAUGAUAAAUUCUGCUCAAAACUAGCAACGCUUUUAUGAAUAAUCCCAAAUGGCUGAAGAACCAAACCUUUGGAGGGCUUCUUGAGGAAAGCAAAAGGAAGAAGAAUGUCUGGAUUGUGGGUUGGCCAAGACCACCCAUUCUACAGUUUUUGGUGGUGGAUUUUUCAUCAGCAUAGACUCUUCUUCCAUGGAUGGGAUCACACUAUUCCUCCAUACCAUCUCAUCCUGCUUGAUUCCCAUUCAUGUUUUCCUAUAAAUUUAACACUGAAGACCUGCCCAACUUGCUGCGGGUGGGAGGGAGGUGGAGGAUGUUCCACUGCUAUUUUAAUUUCUUGGGGCUUGCAGAGCUGCAAUAUAUAACACGAAGCCUAUGACUCAGUGAAGAGAAGCAUCCUAGUGCCUACGCUGGGCUUCGAUUCAGAGACGAUGUAUUCACAAGAGUUCAUUCCUACUGUCUCUGAUCAUGCCCAAUGGUGCCUUUUCAAAUAAACAUGUUGCAGAAUGUUCAUAUUUCAA
Molecule: messenger RNA, 2397 nt
Organism: Monodelphis domestica (gray short-tailed opossum)
Lineage: Eukaryota; Metazoa; Chordata; Mammalia; Didelphimorphia; Didelphidae
Gene: MYOC
Product: myocilin
Biological process (GO): osteoblast differentiation; signal transduction
Cellular component (GO): Golgi apparatus
Source: RefSeq, a predicted model, not a curated record